This is a messenger RNA of Acromyrmex echinatior (Panamanian leafcutter ant), 2252 nucleotides long. RefSeq lists its product as uncharacterized. Lineage: Eukaryota; Metazoa; Arthropoda; Insecta; Hymenoptera; Formicidae. The record is from RefSeq and is a predicted model, not a curated record.
ACCCGUCAGAAGAGUGACGAACCGUAAAAAAAGACGGUGGUCGUUGCCAUCCUUUUCACACGGUGGGCCACCCUGGUCGAAAGAAUGCGAUUAAUUCUGACAAUAUUAUACUGCCUCUUUGUUAUCUCCGCACUUGGAGACCCGAUUAGAACAAAGAGAGAACCUCCCGUGAGCUCACAAUAUGGUGCACCACCAGCAUCGUCCUACGGAGUACCGAACGUAGGACCAUCUGAUUCUUACGGUCCACCACCUUCAAAUUCCUACGGUCCACCCUCUGAUUCUUAUGGUGCGCCUCCGCCACCAUCGUCAUCUUAUGGCGUACCAUCUGGACCCUCGUCAUCCUAUGGUGCACCACCAUCGUCAUCCUACGGAGCACCAGCAGGCGAUCAUGGAUCCUUCGGUAACGAUCACGGUGGAUCAUACGAUCUAGGCGGUGGUGAUCAUGGUGGAGGAUCCUUCGGUGGCGAUCAUGGUGGGGGAUCCUUCGGGGGUGGUCAUGGUGGAGGAUCCUCCGGCGGUGGUCACAGUGGAGGAUCCUUCGGCGGUGGUCACGGUGGAGGAUCCUUCGGCGGUGGUCUCGGAUCUUUCGGUGAUGAUCACGGUUCCAUCGGAGGAUCAUUCGAUGAUCAUCAUGGAGGCGGCGGCGGUUAUGGCGGUGGUGGUGGUCACGGCGGUGGUGACGGUGGUUACGGCGGUGGUGGCAGUCAUGGCGGUGGUGACGGCGGUUAUGGCGAUGGUGGCGGUCACGGCGGAGGUGGCGGUCAUGGCGGUGGUGGCGGUCACGGUGGUGGUGAUAGCGGUUACGGCGGAGGUGGUGGUCAUGGAGGUGGCUUUGGAUCGAUUUCUGAUUCUUACGGGCCGCCGUCAUUACCUUCCGAUUCCUAUGGACCUCCCUCGCAUGAUCAUGGGCCGAAGGGCGUGUGGAAAAAGAAGUUGGUGUGGAAGCCCGAAUGGAAGCAGAUUUGGAAAAAGGUACAGGUACCGGUUUGGAAGGAGAUUCAAGUACCUGCGUGGAAGGAGAUCAAAGUACCAGUCUGGAAAAAAGUUCAGAAGCCUAUUUGGAAGGAGAUUCAAGUACCGGUUUGGAAGGAAGUCCAAGUGCCAGCUUGGAAGAAGGUAUGGAAGCCCAUUUGGAAGGAAAUCCAAGUUCCUGUGUGGAAAGAAGUCCAAGUGCCCGAUUGGAAGAAAGUCUGGGUGCCAGAAUGGGUUAAAAUUGGUAUACCGGGAGAACACCCUGUGGGCAAAGAUCAUCAUGGUUGGCAGUACACCAGCCACGAUCUCUGGAAGAAGAAACUAAUAUGGAAGCCGGUUUGGAAGAAGAUCUGGAGAACAGAAAAAAAACAAAUCUGGGUAAGCGACAAGAAAUUAGAAUGGAAGGCCGAAUGGAAACAAAUUUGGAAGACGGAAAAGAAGCAAAUCUGGGUAUCAGACAAGAAGCUAAUUUGGCAGGAAGAAUCGGUGCAAGUAUGGGUGCCUCAAAAGAAGCAGAUUUGGGUCACGCAGAAGAAACAGGUGUGGAAAGAUGAAUGGAAAAGCAAGUGGGUUCCGGUUUGGAAGGAUGUGCAGGUACCGGCUUGGAAGAAGAUCUGGAAGCCCGUCUGGGAGAAAGUUUGGGUUCCCAUCGAGUCUCACGACGACGGUCAUCACGGUUACAAGUAAAUCGUCGUCGAGGGUCACGUUCGGCCGGUUCAGUCUUUUUUCUGCUCGUGACAUCUGAAGAUCGAAAGGUCAACUCGGAAAAUUGUUAGAGAAUCGUAUCAUGAAAGUCGGUCGAAUUUUAUAAUGCUUUGUGAUAAUGGAUUGCUCGUCGAUAGAUAUAGAUAUCUCUCGAGAAGAGAAAAGGGAAGGCCGAGUAAACGUGUACCGCACGAAGAAGAGGAAAGCCUGCAACUAACAGUUAGAAAGCAUCGCGACUAUGAGAUAUGUACGAAAGUGGAUGAUGAAAAUUUUCAAUUGAUCAUUUUGGCGACAACGCGACUGAGUUGCGUGGUAACCAAAGUCGCUCAGCUCGCAAGAGGAACCGAAAUAUCGAUCAACGAGAUAUUAUCAUAACGGAUGUGAAAAUAUCAUUAUCUACAUUUUACUAUAUAUCUCCUGAGAAAAAUGCAUACUAAUAACUGAUCUUUAGCAAAUAAAUUUAUAACUAUAACGCAUCUUUCUAGAGAUUACGCGACUUGUUAAAUUAAACUUUAAAGCAAACCAUCGCCAAGAAAAAUAUCACGUUUGUCAAUUAUUUGUUGAAAAAUAAUAUU